This is a messenger RNA of Ogataea philodendri, 264 nucleotides long. RefSeq lists its product as uncharacterized. The record is from RefSeq and is a predicted model, not a curated record. NCBI's taxonomy places the organism in Eukaryota, Fungi, Ascomycota, Pichiomycetes, Pichiales, Pichiaceae. Bases 1 to 264 code for a protein of 87 amino acids. The transcript has a single exon.
AUGUCAGUGAAGCUUUUGUUUGGAACAAAUUCUGGGACCUCAGAAGUGUCAACGCAUAAGAAGCCACAUAGGUUUUUGACCAUUUUAUCCGAGGCGUUGGUUUUUCCCACCUUAUUGAGUUCCACUAUCAGCGACGAAACCGUAGACGCAGCCCGGAGCUGCAACAAAGAAGAUUCCUCAGCUUUGAUGCUCUCCAUUAGAGAUCUGAUCACCGGUGUAAGUUUCUUUGGAAGACCUGCAAGUUUCAAAGUAGCUGCCGAAUAA